GAACAGUCGAUUCCACUCAAUUUCAAACAAUGAAACCAAUCACAGUUGUUGUUCAAACUUUCGUUCUGUUGACCAUGCAUCCAAAUUUGAUACAAACUGCUUUGUACGAAAUAAGCAUGGAUUCGCUCGAGCCCGACCCCAACAGUGACGCGUCGUUCAUAGAUUACGGAACGCUGCGGGUGUCGAAAAAGAGCCGCAACCUGUUCGUGAUCGCCGGCUACUUUGAGUAUUUGCAAAAUUUGGACGACGACACCAAGGUCAUGUACGCAAUCUACCUCAACGACAACAAGAAACCGAUGAUUUCCGGUGAAAAGGGCUACUGCCAGGUGCUGGAAGGUGACAGUGGCGUUAUGCACCGGCUGCGUGAGCUGUCCAACCUGCCCCCGCCGGGGACGUGUCCCUUCCCCCGGGGCAAAUACACGAUCAACAACUACGAGCUGGACGAGACGCAGCUGCCGAUCGCGGUUCCACCGGGCCAAUAUUCGCUCGUGAUUAAAAUGGUUGAAGCUAAUCAGGUUAAAGCGGGCUACACCAUCAAGGUGACCAUUAAAUGAAUCAGCAUGACAGUUGAAUUUACGAUACUUUGGUGGAAAA
Molecule: messenger RNA, 594 nt
Organism: Culex pipiens pallens (northern house mosquito)
Lineage: Eukaryota; Metazoa; Arthropoda; Insecta; Diptera; Culicidae
Exons: 3
Coding region: 30-554 (174 amino acids)
Source: RefSeq, a predicted model, not a curated record